Molecule: messenger RNA, 1460 nt
Organism: Dermacentor andersoni
Lineage: Eukaryota; Metazoa; Arthropoda; Arachnida; Ixodida; Ixodidae
Product: epoxide hydrolase 4-like
Molecular function (GO): catalytic activity
Source: RefSeq, a predicted model, not a curated record
UGCUUCACAUUGUCUUACAGUUCUGCUUCGGUGUUAAGUUCAUAAACGUGACUCUAGCGUUGCGAAGAUUCUUCCAGAAUCCUACAGCCCACCAUGCAUACGAUCUAAAUAUACGUCACCCAAAAGCAAUGUAUACAGGUGCCUUCUGUCAUUGUAUUUGUCGUAACGUUAGGACUGCGUAAUAUUCUUCCACAAAGAACAGACUCCGCGAAGGCUGUCAAGGUUUAAUAUUGCUGGAAAAAUUUGAACCAAAAUGAUUCCUGCAAGUGUUGCCAAACUCAUCUUCCUUGCUAUUGGGACCAGCAUGUGGAUCUGGAUGGAGGCAUACGUAAAGUUGCAAAUAUCGUGGUACGGAGACUCAAUCCUCAAGCCCUUGGAAAGGAAAGAGCCUGUGGACUUUAACAACAGCGCCUACGGAAAGCAUACAACGUUGAAUCUUUCUUCUAUUACAGUUCACUAUGUGUCAAAAGGCUGUGACAACAAAGAGGAUAAUCGUUCUAUACUUCUCUUACUGCACGGAUUCCUUGACUUCUGGUACAUCUGGAACAGGCAAAUACCUAUACUGGGUGAGGAAUUCUGUGUUGUGGCUCCUGACUUACGUGGCUAUGGUCUUUCUACAAAACCGCUGGACCCAGAAAAAUGUGUCAUGAAUUUCCUGAUCAAUGAUGUGAAAGACCUGUUGGACGUUAUAAACCCGAACCAUACCAGAAAGGUCGUUCUCAUUGGCCAUGGCUGGGGAGGCAUGAUCAGCUUUUGUUUUGCCACAAUGUACGAGACGCUGAUAGACAAGAUGAUCAUCAUGAAUGGCAUGCACCCAAAGGCUUUCUCUAAGCAGCUUCUUCGAAGCCUGAAGCAAAUGAGGAUGUCGUGGUACCUGAUGCCGUUUCGACACCCCGUGGUUCCUGAGCAAUACCUAGAGAUGCGGGACUUCGCCUUCUUUGACCAAGUGCACAGAGGUUUCACGAAGGAUGAAGAGUACGCGCACAAAUAUAUGUUCUCACGGGAAGGCGCCCUGACGAGGGCCAUCAACUAUUAUCGUGCUGUGAACGAGAGCGAAGGACUGCACAAGCUGCAAUACCGCAAGAUCAACGUAACCACGCUUAUCCUUUGGGGACAAAAGGACGCAUUCCUCACCUAUCCCAUUGCCAGAUUCAACCGAGAAUGGCUUACGACAUCGUAUGUGCUUUACUAUGAGAAAGCUGGGCACUGGUUGCAGCGGGAAUGCUACGAACAGGUUGCUGCACGCAUCAAGGAGUUUGUACUCGAUUAAAAAUUCCAGCCUCUGACGAAUGAAACAUCUGCAGAGCAAAACGUGGACACGUGUUCAGAGUCACUGACGCCGGAUGAAAGCAGAACGGUGACCAUAUGCCCGUUGCUUCCUGCAAACGCAAGUGUACCCGAUUUUAACCUGGAAUAAAGAGCGCGCAUGGCCCGAUCAGCUCAUCCGUUUGUUUCCUCAA